Prunus persica (peach) is the source of this 486-nucleotide messenger RNA. RefSeq lists its product as uncharacterized. The coding region runs from base 1 to 486 and encodes 161 amino acids. Gene Ontology annotation, molecular function: zinc ion binding. NCBI's taxonomy places the organism in Eukaryota, Viridiplantae, Streptophyta, Magnoliopsida, Rosales, Rosaceae. The transcript has 2 exons. The record is from RefSeq and is a predicted model, not a curated record.
AUGGAUGGACGCCGCUACAAUGUAAUGACAACAAAUAUUGCGAAGUCAAUCAACUCAGUCCUUAGGUUUGCAAGGAUGCUACCAGUGGUUCAUUUGAUAGGGGAAAUUGUUAAUCUCCUUGUGAAAUGGUUCACCGAACGUCGUGAGUUGGCUUUGAAUUGCACAACAACAUUGUGCCCCAAUUUUGGAGAGAAGAAGUUGAGGAACAGUGAUAUGGACGGCCUCGUAGAUUUGACGAACAACAGUUGUAGUUGUAGAAAGUUUCAGCUUGAGCAGCUACCUUGCAAGCAUGUAGUUGCAGUUUGCCGCUUCUUGAAAGUAAAUGUAUACGCAAAGGCUUCUCGGUAUUACACUCAAAAAACCUGGAUGGAUGCUUAUUCGGAUAGCAUCUACCCGGUACAACCUCAUGGAAUAUGGGAUAUUCCUGAAGAUGUUCGAAGUCGAGUUGUGCUACCUCCCAUGGCAAGGGUCAUGCCAGGCAGAUGA